AUACCACGAAUGUCCAAAUUUGUAGAAGUCACAACUCCACCUCUGAUAAUCUCUUCGCUCGACUCUCUGUCUCUAUCCCUAACCGGCUAACCUAACCUACGGACUGCUGGCGGCGGAAUCCUAACGGCUGCGGCCGAACUCCAAGUGCCACAGAUCACAGCCACAAGUGACAGGCCCUAUCGACGAUCGCAACUCGCAAGUGUAUUACAGUACUACGGAUAUCUGUCUCUCUCUGGCAACUCGCAUUUCACCAAUUCGAAACUCGAAAUCGCAACUCGCAUUCUCUCGACACCUCAGGCUCAGCCUUUCUCUGGAAGGCUGUCAUUAAAUGCAGAUGCAGCAAAUUAGGAAUCAAGGCACAGAAAGAGCAAGCUCUGUGGAAUCGGAAUCAGAAACUGUAGUGACCCUUCUGAUAAAGCACCUUCCUGAUGCCAUUCCUCAUGAAACCCUCUCUCGUCUCUUCUCCCAUUAUGGCGCUUCCUCUGUUCGUCCUUGCUCGACUGGGCGAAUGAGAAAUUGCGCAUUUGUGGAUUUUAAAAAUGAACCAUUGGCUUACCAAGCACAACGUCAAUUAAACGGGCUGAGGUUUCUUGGUAAAGUUUUAUCAGUUGAGAGAGCCACUAAGGCAAACAGAGAUAACAGGCAGCAGUUAAGUGAACCUCAAUUGCAGAAGGAUUUUGCGCAAACUAUCUCUUCAACUAAGGAUGGUUCUGUGGCCAAAGAUCCCAGUGAUGUUUCAGUGUUAAAAGCCCUACCUGUUAGUGAACCUGUUGCUCCAAGACUUGGUGUAGACUAUCCAUUUCCUCCUCACUUCGAGUACGCUUACCCUCCACCAGAUGGAAACAUUUUGACCAACAUUGUAAAUGCUCUUAUUGCCGUCCCUCGCUUCUAUACACAGGUAUUACACUUGAUGAACAAAAUGAAUAUUCCAGCUCCGUUCCGCAUGGCCUUGCCCACUCCGCCUUUGCCAUCUUCAGCACCCGAAGAACCACCACCACCUCCCCCUACUGUAGAUGCAAAGCCUCAUUCACAAGAUCUAUCUAGUGAUGAGUCAGAAAUGGAAUCUUCAGAUGAGGAGGUCAGUGAUAAAGCUUCAGGAGCAGCAAAGUCUGCCAGAAAGCGUAUUCGUCGAGAAGCAAUUGUAGGUCCUGGAGUAGAUAAAGAUGUGGCUCAUGAGGCUGUUGGACUGAAACCUGCCACUCUGGUCCCGAAAGAAAUCCCUGUUAUUAAAAAGAAGAAUCCUGUAUUGCAGAUCAAAAUCGUUCCCAAGGUAAGUCAAGUUGAAAAUAUGGAUGAUAGCAUUAUGAAGGAACCAGAUGAGCCUGUGAAAGAGGAAUUGGACUAUAAACCUUAUGCAACCCCGGAAGAACUUGAAAGCGGAAAGUUGCCUCCAGAACAAAUUUUAUCCCUUCCAAUGUUUAAGAACUAUGCAGCUGGGAAUCCUGCUUCUGUGUUGUACAUAAAGAACUUGGCCAAGGACGUCGCUGUUGAUGACUUCUACUUUAUAUUUGGAUCAUUGUUUGGAAGCAUUGAUGCAGCUAAAUCUUGCCUCAGUGUGAAGUUAAUGCAGGAGGGUAGGAUGAGGGGCCAAGCUUUUGUAACAUUUCCAUCAACAGAACUUGCCCAUCAUGCUCUGAAUCUGGUGAAUGGGUACGUGCUCAAAGGCAAACCAGUGAUCAUACAGUUCGGCCGGAAUCCCUCAGCUGCUAAAGCAACUUAGAUUGAUAUGCUGCCAUUGAAGCAAGUCUUUUUCACUAUCACCAUCAUGGUUGCUUCGGAUUGACCAUACGUGUUUAAGCGGUGGCUCGAAUGUCUGAUCAAAGCCUCGUAGCUUAAGCUUUCUGGGUUUGGAUGGGUGUACAAAAGUGUAUCAGAGCCAACCAGAAGGUUUUGGACAUUCAAUGAGAGAAUCAUAUUUUAUUGAAAUUGAAGUGAAUAGAUGGAUUUAUAACAUAUUUCUCAAUAAGCUACCAAUAAUUCUAUAUAUAA
Tripterygium wilfordii is the source of this 1989-nucleotide messenger RNA. Its product is annotated as U11/U12 small nuclear ribonucleoprotein 65 kDa protein. Gene Ontology annotation, biological process: mRNA splicing, via spliceosome. Bases 329 to 1720 code for a protein of 463 amino acids. The record is from RefSeq and is a predicted model, not a curated record. NCBI's taxonomy places the organism in Eukaryota, Viridiplantae, Streptophyta, Magnoliopsida, Celastrales, Celastraceae. Gene Ontology annotation, cellular component: U12-type spliceosomal complex. Gene Ontology annotation, molecular function: pre-mRNA intronic binding; U12 snRNA binding. The transcript is spliced from 12 exons.